AGCUUUAGGUCCGACGACAGUUUGAAGGGAGCCGGGUAGGUGGGUGGGCUGCCAGCCCGAUACCUCCUGGAACGGGAGACGAAUCUUGGAUGGCUUCACUAUCUGACUGACUAAUUCCUGUAUCGAAGCUGGAAUGAGUUUCAGAGAGCAACUCCUUUAUUUGCUUAUAUAAAAGCCUGGAAGUCUCAAUAAGUGCGACGGAAGGAAGAAAAGCGGAAGGGAUUUAUAAUAUAAACAUUUUAUUUGCAUCUCUUUCCCCUGAAAUCAAGUUGUUUUUUUCUGGAGGAAAGGGAGGGUGAACUGGAUAUUUGUUGGCAAAUAGAAAUGAAGGCUGGCUUUUAAAAUGUCAUGUAUUAUUUUUCCUCUGGCAAUGGAUAUUGACCACCACAUUUCUGUUGUGUUCCAAAAACUUUCUUUUCUAUAGUGAGAGCAAAGAGGAACUAAUAGUCUUUUGUUGUCAUUCAGAGCAACGGCCAGAAAAAUACAGGCAGCUUACAGAGUCUAGGAGAAAAUUGGAUAUUAUGGAUGGUUUCUCAACUGCUGGUUUUGGAUUUGGAUAUAUGUGUUUGGAACAAUUAAUAGGAAUUUUAAUUUUUGUAAAAUGAUCUGCAUAAAGGAUCUUAACAAACUUAUAUGAAAGGAAUCUACUUGGUUACAAAACACUCUUAACCAUUUUUAACCAAGACAUGCUUAAGGAUGUGGAUUUGAUGUAGAAACUGAGCAGCUUGUUAAACAAAAGGAACAAUGCUUCAAAAUCCUUUUAAAGCGCUAUUUCUUUGACAGUUGAUUUAUAUUUUAGCUGUUUCUAGUUCCCAUUUCCUUGUAUGAUUAGAUACUUUUAAGGAACUGUUUUGAACUGUUUCAUUUCAUUGUGAAGAAAGGAUAGACUACUUAUGACUUCUGCAAUGACAGCUUUGGACACUGAACAGUUAACUGGGUGUUGUAUAAUGCCCUGAUAAACUAAAGUACUAAAAGUGGCUUCAAGGAAACAUCUUACCCAAGAGGUGUUUUGGGGGUUACUCCCCUCCUUAUUCCCCCUUGAUGACUCCAGGAGGUGGUGGAGGAGGGCCCAUGAAAGACUGUGAAUACAGUCAGAUCAGCACUCACAGCUCCUCUUCUCCCAUGGAGUCUCCUCAUAAGAAAAAGAAAACAACUGCCAAGAGAAAAUGGGAGGUUUUCCCUGGAAGAAACAAGUUCUACUGUGAUGGAAGGAUCAUGAUGGCUCGUCAGACUGGAGUCUUCUACCUGACCCUUGUUCUUAUUUUGGUUACCAGUGGACUGUUCUUCGCAUUUGAUUGUCGAUAUUUAUCAGAUGAGAUUACACCUGCUAUUCCUGCAGUAGGAGCAGUUCUGUUCUUUUUUGUUAUGGGGACCUUGCUACGUACUAGCUUCAGUGAUCCUGGAGUCCUGCCUCGUGCAACACCAGAUGAAGCAGCAGAUCUUGAAAGACAAAUAGGUAACACUGAAGAAAUUGCAAAUGGCUCCAGUUCAGGAGGGUAUCGUCCACCUCCCAGAACAAAAGAAGUACUCAUCAAUGGGCAGACAGUGAAGUUAAAAUACUGUUUUACCUGCAAGAUUUUUCGCCCACCUCGUGCCUCACAUUGCAGCCUUUGUGAUAACUGUGUAGAACGGUUUGAUCACCAUUGUCCCUGGGUAGGCAACUGUGUGGGGAAAAGAAACUACAGAUUUUUUUAUAUGUUUAUUUUAUCUCUGUCUUUUCUGACAGUCUUUAUAUUUGCAUUCGUUAUCACCCACAUCAUCCAUCGAUCUCAACAAACAGGGUUCUUAAAUGCACUCAAGGACAGUCCUGCAAGUGUGCUGGAAGCUGUGGUAUGUUUCUUCUCCGUUUGGUCCAUUGUUGGGCUUUCAGGUUUUCAUACUUAUUUGAUCAGCUCCAAUCAAACAACAAAUGAGGAUAUCAAGGGAUCUUGGUCAAAUAAAAGAGGUAAAGAAAACUUCAAUCCAUACAGCUAUGGCAACAUUUUCACUAACUGUUGUUCUGCACUCUGUGGGCCCAUCUCUCCCAGCUUAAUUGACAGAAGAGGAUUUAUGCAGCCAGAUACUCCACAGCCAGCAGCACCCUCAAAUGGCAUUACAAUGUAUGGGGCCACACAGUCUCAGAGUAAUAUGUGUGAUCAAGAUCAGUGCAUUCAGAGCACUAAAUUCGUUUUGCAGGCUGCUGCCACACCGCUUCUCCAGAGUGAGCCCAGCAUAAGUAGUGAAGAGCUACCUUUGCCAGGAAAGACCUCUAUCAGUGCUCCCUGUGCCACAUUAACACUAGGGCAGCCAACACCACCCUCCUCCAUGCCAAAUCUCACCUCAGAAACAGGUUUGACAGACAUGAUACCAUUAAAAGAGGACUCUGAAAGUCAUCAGUUUCUUACUCCUGAGGAAGCUCCAUCACCACCUGGGAUGUUGCCAAUUGGGAGUCCUAUGAUUCACAGCCGUACCAUGCAUAUCCUCAGCCUAGCCAGCCAGGACUCGUUGCACGAAGACUCAGUACGUGGCCUUGUGAAACUCAGCUCAGUCUGAGCAACUUUCAAUAUGAUGGUGAUUAUACAGCCCUUAUAUGCUAACAACAGAAACUUGCCAAGCCACCUUCGGACUCCGUAACAUGCAUAAGCCACUGAAACUUUGCUAGGUCUUCUUAAAAGGACAAGUUAUUUUUGUGCAGUGAAGAAGCUAUGGCAUUUCUUUAAUAGCCAAUUUAUAGCUUGGAUUUGAUGUGACAUUGUCAAAAUAACAGAAAUGUACAUUAACCUUGUUUGGUGACUAAUAGUGUCCAGCAGUUUGGAAUCCUGGUACUUUGAAUUUGAUUAUGAUAAUACUUUAAAAGAUAUUACUGGAAGUUAGCAUCAUAUUCCAUGUUUUAUGAAGUUCUCAUGUAAUGUUGCCUUUGAGGCCAUGCCGGCCACCCUUUUCAUGUUAUUACUCUACUAAUAUUUGAAACAAAAAAAAUGCCAUUCAGAUAAUACAAAACCAAUAAAUACUGCAAUUGUGGAUUUGCAUGCCACGCUACAGUGUAUGUUACAGUAGUGUUGGUAUUGAGAGAAAGUGCUGCUUUAUUAUUUGUGAGUUUUGAAGUACUGUUUCAUAUGAAAGGCAGUGCAACAAACCAAUGGACAAAUGUUUUGUUUUUUUUAAUCAGUCAAAGUUGUUAUAAAUAAAUGAACUGGUGGUACUUCAAACGUGGAGGACUACCAUUUUUUGCAUAUCAUUUCACUUUGAGUGUCUGAUAUAAGAUACUGUGUUGUGCCAUUGAUUUCUCUCUACCAUCACCGUUAGAUAAAAUGGCACCCUCUGUUCCCUUAAAUAUGUGUACAGUUAAUACCCAUACAGUGCGGAUGACAACAACAGCUCCAUAUGGACUGCGAGUUACUUUUCCUCAUGAUAAUGCAAUUAAGAAGCUCAAAGGAGUAUAUAAAGUCCAAUUAUGAAUGGUUUUUAGUAUUGUGUGUGGUUUUGAAAAUAGUUUAAUUUUAGGACAAACCAUGCCUACAACUAACCUGAGUGUCAAAAUAACUUGAAGUUAAUGAGUUGCAUCUAAAAGCCCUCUUCCAUUAUCUGGUUCUCACAAACAGAAGGGGUGUGCUAUUAACAAGUACCCCCUGAAAAUCUGAUGUGGAGGGUUGAGAGACCCUCUGGAACAGCAUAGGGUGGAGGCUGCAGGUAUUAGGGGUAACUGGCAAAGGUCACCUUCCUCUCCUUCCAUUUUCAGGACUUCUGCUAGUUGGGAUAUCUGUUGCAUUCAUGGAAUGGCACCUUUGGAUCCGAUCUAAUAUCUUAUUUAGGACCCAUACCAAUGGUGCCCAGAGAGAUCUUCCAAGUAAGAGAUUUGCAAGGUAAGGGUGCCCCAAGGUUCUAAACUUUGGGAAGAGGAAGAGAUAAAUUACUGGAACAUAAGUUACAUGUGAUCCAUAGCUGCCAUCUAGUCAUGUGUAUUUUCAAUUAUAUUCUAUUUUUAAUUUAAAAUUGACAUAUUUAUGAGACAUAAUUAUUUGUUUUUAUUUGAGGUUAGGACAAAUUAGUUAUGAUUUAAGGGGGGGGAAACUGCUCGGGGAUAGCCAACAAGAACAUUAAAAGUGAUCAUUCAAAUGCUAUGUAUUGCUGCAUCUUGCCUUGCUUUUAAGAUGCUAGGACCUGCAAUAAUCUUUUCUCAGGACAAAAUUUUGUGCAAAGUAUUUUUUAAAAAAUUCAAGCUUCACUGCAGGCAACUACUUUUGAAAACAAGGAUCAUGAAGACAUGGAUUCGUUGCAUCUCUGAGACAUGGAAAAAUACAGUUCAAAAGAAAACAAAAGCACAAUGUUUUAAUUGGAAUAAGGCCAUCUCUCUUGUAGAAGUGCCAAACAAUGUACUGGCAAGAAGCUUCACACUGUGUACAAUUUUAUAAAAGAUAUUAUUUUUCUCUUAAAAGUGAUAAAACGUUCACCUUGUUUGCAUGUAUAGUAAAUAUCUAGAGGGGGGAUUAUAUCCAUAGGUUCCUUGCUUUUUCUGUUUUGCAGAAAGCUAUGCAUGAUCUGCAGUUAUCUGGUUGUGAGCCAUUCAAAUGUUUACAAGCUUUCAUAUAAAGGGAUAUUGUCUCUUUUCCUGUCAGACCUCAAAGGAUUUAUUUAAAAUCCUGCAUACAUUAUUUCCUUUAGCACAGGCUUAUUCCAAAGAAAAAACAACUUUGAGAUGCAUUCUUUUGACUUAUUGUUUGAUUACUGUACUAGAAGGAGCUAUAAGAAGAAUUUAAACAACUAUAAGCACCAAUAUAACAGCAGUGAACACAUUGAUUUAGGGAAACGUUUUCAAUGGAAGUGGGUGAGGUUGAUUGCCUUUGUAAAUCUCAGUCUCCAUACAACACCUCAGAGGCAAUAAUCCUAAAUCAGAUUUUAAGUUUGUGAGCUAAUAAUGUUAUGUCAUGUGCUAGGAAUACACAAUUACACAAUACAUUCUAGAAAGUUGGGAUACUUCAAUUUCUUGCUAUCCUUCCUCUCUGCCAGAAGGAUUCUGAUUUUCCUACAAAACAAACAAAGAUUAGGGCAGGAGGAGAACUGCCUUUUUUUUUUUUUUGCUCAUUACAUUGAAAUAGGUUUGGCAUCAUUUCUGACGACAGAAGGAAAGUAUCACAUGGACACUUAUUUUGUGAAGUUCAUUUCUUUAAAAAACCUACCAGUAUUGAAUUAUUUCAGUGUACCUGAAUAUUUUGCUUCUUCUGCAGAUGCCAGAACAUGGAGCCUACAUUCCCCACAGUGCGGAAAAUAAACAAUGAUAAAUAUUUUACUCUGCCAUUAUGACUUCACAGCUGUGGCGCUUACACAAAGGAGUAGAAAUGUUUAAAAAUUCAUCUGCUUACAUUUUCACAGAAAUACUUUGGGGUUCUUUUUCAGUAGCAGCAUUUGGAUACCUUUGCUAUAUGGAAAUAGCAUCACAUGUCACUUAAGUCCACAAUAUGGUUCUGGUAGUAUUUUUUACUGAGGGAGGGGCAUGAGAAUGCCGCCAUGCUGUUGUUUUUAAGUGUCUCUUAUAUAAAGCUUUAAAAUUCUGCACUGCCACAUUAGAAUACUUUGGUUUUCUUAGAGCUUGAGGGAAAGAAAAUGCUCGAUGACAGAAAAAGUACUGUGAAUACCUAUUUUAGAAUGAAUUUAUUAUUUCUGUUUCCAUUGUUGUACAGUAAUUUUUUGCUGUUUAUAAUAUUUUUUGACUUUGUGUUGAAGAAUAAAAAGUACAGCAUUUUUAAGCA
Messenger RNA from Podarcis muralis (Common wall lizard), 5726 nucleotides. RefSeq names its product zDHHC palmitoyltransferase 14 (gene ZDHHC14). Gene Ontology annotation, biological process: protein targeting to membrane; peptidyl-L-cysteine S-palmitoylation. Gene Ontology annotation, molecular function: protein-cysteine S-palmitoyltransferase activity. The record is from RefSeq and is a predicted model, not a curated record. Lineage: Eukaryota; Metazoa; Chordata; Lepidosauria; Squamata; Lacertidae. Gene Ontology annotation, cellular component: endoplasmic reticulum; Golgi apparatus.